AUGGUUGUGACAGGAGCCACAGAUGGGAUUGGGAAAGCUUACGCAGAGGAGCUGGCCCGCAGAGGCUUUGCAAUCGUGCUGAUCAGCCGCUCUCAGGAGAAGCUGGAUGAAGUCUCCAAGAUGAUCGCAAGCAGAUGUGGCGUGGAGACUAAAACGAUUGCAGCGGACUUCAGUGACGUCAACAUCUACUCUAAGAUUGAGGAAGGACUCUCGGGGCUGGAGAUCGGUGUAUUGGUGAACAAUGUUGGAAUAUCUUACUCUUACCCUGAAUUCUUCCUGAAUGUUCCCAAUCUCGACACGUUCAUCGACACCAUGGUCAACAUUAACAUAACAUCGGUUUGCCAAAUGACUCGUCUCGUUUUGCCUCAAAUGGUGGAGAGGAAGAAGGGGGCCAUCCUCAACAUCUCAUCCGCCAGUGGGAUGUACCCUGUUCCUCUUCUCUCUGUCUACUCUGCCUCCAAGGCAUUUGUGGACUUCUUCUCACGAGGACUGCAGGCUGAGUACAAGAGCAAAGGCAUCAUCAUCCAGAGCGUUCUGCCAUUUUUUGUUGCAACCAAGUUGAGUAAAAUCCGUCGGGCUACGCUGGACAAGCCCACUCCAGAACGCUACGUCGCGGCCGAGCUCAACACUGUGGGGUUACAGACCCAGACCAACGGAUACCUGCCGCACGCCAUCAUUGGCUGGGUGACCACGGCUCUGCUUCCUGCCAAGAUCCUCAACAGCUACGUGAUGGGGAUGGGGUUGUCCCAGCGCGCUCAUUACCUCAAGAAACAGAAGCAGGGAUAGAUGAAGCGGCUGCGAGCGGCAGACAGAGGGGACCAUGUGUUAACGAGUCGUCCGACCAGCAGCAUCAUCAUCAUCAUCGUGGAACAAGAAGAGGGAAUGUAACGGUUUCUGAACAUCUACUCUAACAUCUGCUCAUAGAUGGUGUGAAGCAGUUUCUGGCCACAGUUGUCAGCGUUGUGAAAAUUAUUGAAUUGGGUUUUAGCGACUGAUCAGAUUUAACGAAUUACACUCUACUAACUUUUAAAACUAAUCCUCUGUCGCUUAAAAUGGUAAAAUGAAAUCAACAGGAGAAGUGGGGGUUAUAGAAACGUAUGUGUUUGCUUGUGUGCAUGUUUGAGACUCAUGAGUGGGCGGGUGGAGUAGGACGAUGGACGGAGGCUUGCACUUACUGUCAACACUUCCUACAUGACUUCAACUACGUGUUCUAAUGGAGGGAAGACGCUGCGGUAGAAUGUGUCGUGUUUACAAACUCAGUUUUCAAAUUAAUUCCAACAACUGAAGUUCGUGUUUCAUCUACAAUUCUUUAAAUAUCUGUUGUAAUGAUUAAAUCUCAAAUCCUUUGACCUGUAUCGUUGAAAUGAAACCAAACCAAAUCUGCAGAUGAGACCAAUGAAAUGAUGUUUAACCUUUUUGACUUUGUCUUUUUAAAUCUACAUAUGUUGACUGUCGGUGUUUAAACAGUUCGUCGUUAGUUUAGUCUCACGUGUGACUGGCCUGGGAUCAGAUAUCAACUGUUAAGUUAUUCUGUAUUAAUCCAAGUGGACACUUCGUACCUAAUGUUUUGCUAAUACUACUGUUAGAGUGCAGCAGCUGGGGGCUUCAGCUCUAUUAUUAUGGCUUUUCUCUGGGAGCAGUGGCUUUAGAGGUGUAGUCCUGAUACCUGGGAAGCAGAAAAAUAUCUGGAUGCUACUGUUAUGUCCUGAAAACAGAAAACUACAUUUGUCCAUCCAGCCUACAAUAAAUAUGCUUUUCAAAUAACUU
Messenger RNA from Paralichthys olivaceus (Japanese flounder), 1767 nucleotides. The record is from RefSeq and is a predicted model, not a curated record. Lineage: Eukaryota; Metazoa; Chordata; Actinopteri; Pleuronectiformes; Paralichthyidae.